Messenger RNA from Cuculus canorus (common cuckoo), 634 nucleotides. RefSeq names its product keratinocyte associated protein 2 (gene KRTCAP2). Bases 151 to 561 code for a protein of 136 amino acids. The transcript has 5 exons. Lineage: Eukaryota; Metazoa; Chordata; Aves; Cuculiformes; Cuculidae. The record is from RefSeq and is a predicted model, not a curated record.
GCAUGCGCAGUGCUCGCUCUGCUUUCGUGUCCCUGCGCAUGCGUAUUUCGCGCACCAGCACCGCCUCCCUGCGCAUGCGCAGUCUCCGCCCCCACGUGCCGCUGCCGGCGGGGCCCCGGGACUGGGCCUGGGGCGACGCCGCGGGGCACAAUGGCUGUAGGCACGGGCACAUCCCUGGCACUGUCCUCACUGCUGUCACUGCUGCUCUUCGCCGGGAUGCAGAUGUACAGCCGGCAGUUGGCCUCCACCGAGUGGCUGACCAUCCAGGGCGGGCUGCUGGGCUCGGCGCUCUUCGUCUGCUCCCUCACCGCGUUCAACAACCUUGAGAACCUCGUCUUCGGCAAGGGCUUCCAGGCCAAGAUCUUCCCGGAGAUCCUCACCUGCCUCUUGCUGUCUCUGUUUGCCUCUGGCCUCAUUCACCGAGUCUGUGUGACCACCUGCCUCAUCUUCUCCAUGGUUGGCCUCUACUACAUCAACAAGAUCUCCUCCACCCUCUACCAGUCUGCAGCGCCAGUCGUUGCUCCCGCCAAGGCUGUCGGCAAAGGCAGGAAGAGGAAUUGAUGUCCCAGGGCAGCCCCCUCCCCAUCAGGUCGGACUGAGGCUCACUGCAACCCAAUAAAGCCAUUUCUUUGUA